Daphnia pulicaria is the source of this 596-nucleotide messenger RNA. RefSeq names its product leucine-rich repeat-containing protein 59-like. The transcript has 4 exons. Gene Ontology annotation, molecular function: protein binding. The record is from RefSeq and is a predicted model, not a curated record. NCBI's taxonomy places the organism in Eukaryota, Metazoa, Arthropoda, Branchiopoda, Diplostraca, Daphniidae. Bases 90 to 515 code for a protein of 141 amino acids.
CGUUUCUCCUUUUACCUUAGUGCUACGAUUAUUAUCAAGAAGCUGCAAUCUGCCAAAUUGUUACCGAUUGAAUUGCAUUGAAACUCGCCAUGCAGCAUAACAAGAAAAAAUCGGUAUCGGUGAAAGACAAGCUCGAAGGCAACGAAAUCGAUUUGAGUCUCUUGGAACUGACUGAAGCUCCAGUUAAAGAAUUGGCUGCUGUUACAAGGGGUACUGUGCUGGACUUAUCCAACAACAAGCUUGUUACCCUGAGCAUAGCAUUCCCUACCCUCACCCAUUUGAUCAAACUUGAUUUGAGCAAGAAUCAAUUGAAAGAACUACCAGUAAAUUUUGGCGAUUUGAAACAUUUGAGGCACUUGGAUCUGUACAGCAAUGAGUUGCAAAGACUUCCUGUCAGCUUUCACCAGUUGAAAGAGCUGAAGUGGCUUGAUUUGAAGAACAACCCACUCGUCUCAACUUUGGCUGAAGCAGCUGGAGAUUGUCUUGACCAGAAAGGCUGCCAAGAAGCAAGUUAAUCGACGAUUAACAACGUACAGUAAACUAUAUACGUAGGCUAUAGUAAUAAAAUGAUUGCCGCAUUAUAAUAAACUACCUUA